Molecule: messenger RNA, 4273 nt
Organism: Acanthochromis polyacanthus (spiny chromis)
Lineage: Eukaryota; Metazoa; Chordata; Actinopteri; Pomacentridae
Product: free fatty acid receptor 4
Exons: 3
Coding region: 181-1206 (341 amino acids)
Biological process (GO): G protein-coupled receptor signaling pathway
Cellular component (GO): membrane
Molecular function (GO): peptide binding; G protein-coupled receptor activity
Source: RefSeq, a predicted model, not a curated record
AAGACAUCCUCUAAUGUUUGACUGUGGUUCCGGUAUCACACAGAGCAAACAGCAUCAAACAGGCUAGUAACCACCCUCCAGCUCUCCUCCUCCUUUGCUCUUGCAUCAUGUCUUAUCACCAUCAGUUCCCCAUUCAUUUAUCCAGCAGUCUGCAGGACUGGAUAAAAUUAGCAGCCGUAUAUGGAUACUGACCCUCAUGCUCACUCUCUUUACAUAAGAAACUUCACUUAUUUUUCUUUCUUCUCUGAGCUGGAAUACUCAGAUCAUGUUGCUACGACUGUUAUUGAGACUUUGACUAUCACCACUGUCUUCCUGGUGUCUGUGGUAGCGAAUGCAGGAGCUGCUGUCCUGGUAACGUGUGAGCGUAGACCACUGGCUAACAAGACCAUCCUGACCCUCAACUUGUUUGUGGCUGAUCUGUUGUUUGUCAGCAUGAUCCCACUGAUUGUGUCGGUGCGUUGGACUGUGUCGUGGACGCUGGGCGACAAAGCCUGUAAGACAGUGCUGUAUGUCAUCUGUAUGGGCGGCUGUGCCACCGUAACUACACUGGCCUCCAUCAGCGUGGAGAGGGUCCAGGCCAUUCUUCGCCUACAGACCAUGCACACUCUCAGCCCCAGGAUGGUGACUGCCACUCUCAUCUUCAUCUGGGCCUUUUCUGCACUCAACUCUGUACCCCUCAGCGUGUUCUUCAAAGUGAUGGAAGUGGAUUUCCCCAAUCGGAAACGUGGACACAUCUGUACUCUCAAGUGGCCUGAUGAAACUGGAGAGAUUGUAUGGGAUGUAUCCUUCACUGCCCUGUGCUUUCUUCUCCCAGGGCUCAUAAUUGGGACCAGUUACAGCAAAAUACUACAGAUUGCUAAAAGUUGUCGGGAAAGGUUUCGACCCAGAGACAGUCAGCCCACAGUUGGAGAUGUUCCUGACUACCGCAUCUCCCGCCAAGAUAUGAAGCUCUUCCGUACUAUCCUGGUCCUGGUGCUCUCUUUCUUAAUCAUGUGGAGUCCUAUUUUCAUCAUCACCUUCCUCAUACUAGCCAGAAACUACCUGGGUCAAAUACAUGUCUCGUCCACCAUGUUCUUCUGGGUGGUAACAUUCACACUGGCCAAUUCAGCCCUCAACCCCAUCCUCUACUCGGUCUGCCAGUUCAAGAGCAGCUGGCGUAAGUUCUGCUGCAGUUCCAUGGUAGCGCCACUGAGAAAAGGACCCUAAAAUUGAAGAUUUAUGCUCACAAAAAGCAUACAACGCCUUGUCCAUACGUCUUUGUUACAUCUGAUAGACAGCAUACUGUAUACUUCUUAUACUUCAUUUAUUUGCUUGGUGUGUUACUGUCAAAACAACAUUUCUAGACAUUUUGAGUGAUAAUUUUAAGAUUGUAGCACCUCUGAAAGAGAGAACAUUGAACACUGUCAAUUUAUUUUUAAAAAUAGAUCGUUUUUAUUUUCUAUCAUUAGUUUCCAGUCUACAAAAAUCUGUCUUACUUUGAAAAGUCAAAUACAUGCAGUGUAUUAGCUGAAUUCUUGUUUAGUUAUUUAUAAUUUAUUCUAUAGCAAGUGCAAUAAAUGUGUCAAGAAACUGAGAGAAAAGUCAAAGUUAAAUAUGGUUGUGGAAAAUAUUGGAGUCCUAUGUUUAAAACUGAAUUUUUUAGGCAUGUCAUUUUCAAGUUAUCUGGGAGAAGAAAGACUUUGCGGGAUUUUGUAUCUCGUCGCCAGAUCAUUCUGAGGAGAUCAUGUUUGACUGCCAACAACUGUAAUCAAACUCCAAGCAGUAGUAAACAAUCCCACUUAAUCCUGUUAGUGGUUAGAUGUAGCUGCCAUAUAACAGAAGUCCACGACAGCCCAGGAGAGUUAGACCCAUGGAAUAAACACACGAGCAUCUUUGGAUGAAUUUGGAAAUUAGACCACAGUACUGCUGGGUGUCAUUACUUGUUGGAGCAGCUGGUUUGUAGAUAUUUCACUGUGCCAGCUGUCUCUGUAUCACUAUAUUAUUCUGUGACUGCUUGCUAGUUGUCACAUUGUGGCAGCAUCAUGUGCAACAGAAACAUAAGUAAAGCCAAAGAUGACUUUCUUCAAGAGCUCUGUUGUGCUGUAGGCUGUAAAUUGAUUGUGGAUUCUUGCCUCAAAUCACUUGCUCUCAUGCAAAGCUUCUCAGACAACUUAAGACAUUUAAACACAGCGAGCAAUGGCUCCUCUGACCUUUGGCUGGAGUUAUUGUUAUGCUAUUAUCCUUCCUCUCCUGAAAUCAUACAGCAUAACUUUCCACAAUGUGCACUAAUCUUCAAAAUAAACCAACACCAUUGUGAUUUCUGUUGUGCAUUUACAUAACAGAUGAGAUUGUGAUCACACAUCAUCAAACAGAUUCAUAGAAACCCAGGAAUUAUUACAAUCUGAACUUGUUGAUCCCUAUGCUCUUCCAGUGCAGGUCAUACUAGGUGCCAUAACUCAUCCAUCUUUACCUCUGAUUGGAUUUGCUCCACUGAAAUGACAAGUAGAUGGAUUUGCAAGUUAAGAAAGCUCAGGGGCUUUAUGAAUCUUGCCUCACAGUCAUUAGUACCCCCUGGGAUCCCCUUACUCAGUAAGCUACUCACUACCUUCUGUUACCUUGGGAGAGAGUUGGAGCUGCUGCUUUGGUAUUCUGUCCACUGUGGAGUUUAGGAAAUGCCCCAGUAAGAUCUGCAUUGCCACAUCUUGGAGUCCAACUUUACUGCUCUGCUCUUCCUCCAUCCGUCUGUACCAGUCUGAGGGGAGCAUUUCUGUACAGCAGCAGAAAGUAUCCUUCAUCCAGACUCCAACAACAUGGGAGACACUGUGGAGAAGUUCCUUGACAACAACCCCCAGUUUGCCAAGGAGUACUACGAAAAGAAAGUCAAGGCAGAGGUGGUCACUGCUGCCUUCAACAACCAGGUCCAGAUCAAAGACCCGGCUUCUUACAAGGAUGUCACCACCAUCCAGGAGACUGAGUUCAUAUUCGAGCUCAUUAAGGAAAUGCAGGGCAACAACCCGAGGGAGAAAGCCAUACAUAAAGUUCUCCAAAGGAUUGCUCUGCUCAUCCAGGCUGAUCGUUGCAGCUACUUUGGCUACGGGGCUCGUAAUGGAUCACCCGAGCUGUCCACAAUCCUCUUCGAUGUGAUACACAACUCUCCAUUUGAGAAAAAUCUGAUGAACCCCAAUGUAGAGAUUGUUUUCCCACAUGGGAAUUGUCGGAUGGACUGCACAUUCCAAGAAGCCCCAGAAUAUUGCUGAUGUGAAGAAGGUGAGCAAAGAAGAGAUUAGCUAAAAUUUGAAUGAAGAAAUAAAUAACUCGAGCAAGAAAAAGGGUAAACCAGGCUGUGUUACUGGUAUGGCAUCUUGUAAUUUGUGUUGCUAAAACCCAAUGACACUUAUUUCUGCAGAGACAGGGUGCUGCAAUUCUGACUUUUGAUGCUGUCAGAUUGCAACAGCAUCAUAACUUUAUAUCUGCUGCUCAAGCCAGAGUCCCUCAUGAAAUUGCAGUUUUGUCUGAAGAACUGAGACUUUUGUGUUCUUUAUAAAUAGCUAUAAACUGUCCUGUUGACUUGUAGCUUAAACAGUAUUAUAAUAGUGCAAUUAGACCAUUCUACCGAAAGCAUGACCUGUUUUUUAAACUCUGUUUCCUGUUGUGACUCGAUGUUGAGUUAAACAAUCUACUUGUGUUUCUGAUGUCAUUUCAGUGACUUUGUGGACAAACAGACCAAAUACACAACCAAAUGCAUGCUCACUGCUCCUCUAAUGAGUGGAAAAGAGCCCAUCGCUGUCAUUAUGGCGCUCAACAAACAAGGUGCUCAAGAAUUCUCCAAGGCUGAUCAGGAGGGGAGUGGACACAGUGUUCAUUUUUAAGAACGCUGUUAAUACUGUGUUUGUCAGAAUGACUCACAGAGACAUAGUCAAACACAGACUGUAUUUGGCUGAGUGGAGAAACUACUGAACUCUGUGUCACUGAAAUUGGAAAACAAAUCCGCUAUGAGGGUCACAUCCUAAUCUUGACGACUCGCUUCCUGUCUCUGACCUGUAUAUGUAGAGAUUUGAGUUGGUGUUCUUGGUCGACAUUAUGACUGCUCAACUUAUAAUCCACUGAGAGGGGUGAGAUGUUCAGACAAUUUUUCAUAGCCUCUUUGUGACAGUGACGCUUGAGGUCAAUCAGCAGCGAAGAUUCAUCCGAGACACUGUCAGGAAUAUUGAAAGUGAACGUGCGAAUGUGAUUCCUGAAGCAAUAUGAUUCUUUGCUCUUUUGUUACAGCUCUUCAAUAAAUAUGUGAACUUUG